GGUCCGGUAGUAGUGACGUCAGAUCGGGUCUCGCUGAUGGCCCAUCCCCCUCCUCGUCUUGUGCAGCUGCUCCAGCUGUGUGUGUGUGCGCGCGCGCGUGAGACAGAGUGCGAGUGCCGCCGGUGUGCGUGCCUACGUGCCGCUUCCUUUCCGCUCGCGCUCAAUGUUGCAACCACCAUGACAGGCAUCGCCGCUGCCUCCUUUUUCUCUAACGCGUGCCGUUUCGGAGGCUGCGGGCUGCACUUUGACUCCCUGGCGGAGCUGAUCGUCCACAUCGAGGACAACCACAUCGAUGACUAUGGGCGAGACAAGUCACCAGAUACGGAUCCUCGCGUGCUUGAGAAACAGGAGUUGCAGCAGCCCACAUAUGUUGCGCUCAGCUACAUAAACAGGUUCAUGACAGAUGCGGCGAGGAGAGAGCACGAGACUCUGAAGAAAAAAGUUCAGCCAAAGCUGUCCCUCUCUCUGACAGGCAGCCUAUCACGUAACAGCGUGUCCACUCCGCCCCGACACACCAGCGGCAACCUCACUCCACCUGUAACACCACCUAUUACACCCUCAUCAUCAUUCAGGAGCAGCACUCCCACAGGUAGCGAGUACGACGAGGAGGAAGCAGACUACGAGGAGUCCGACAGCGAUGAGUCUUGGACCACCGAAAGUGCCAUUAGCUCCGAGUCCAUCCUCAGCUCCAUGUGCAUGAACGGAGGUGACGAGAAACCCUUCGCCUGCCCUGUGCCUGGCUGCAAAAAGAGAUACAAGAAUGUGAACGGUAUCAAGUAUCAUGCCAAGAACGGCCACCGCACUCAAAUCCGUGUGCGCAAGCCGUUUAAAUGCCGCUGUGGGAAAAGCUACAAGAGCUCGCAGGGCCUGCGCCACCACACCAUCAACUUCCACCCGCCCGUCUCGGCUGACAUCAUCCGCAAGCUGCAGCAGUAGAGCGGGCCUCUGUGCCAACCAGAUCCUUCACACAUACGUUUCACCAUUAGAAGCCGUUGCUGCAUUUGAUCCCUUUGCCACUCUUUAUUCCUCCUUGUCCUCCACGAGGAAGACUCUGUCCCUUCAUUCCACCUCUCCAUGAGGAAACUUGUACCCCUUCCAUAAGGAAGACUCUUUCUAUCUUGCCGUCAUUUCAUACCUCAUUUCGGAGGUUCUCUUUAUCCCCUUUUCCAUUCCAUCUCUUUGUGAAGAGUAAAACCCUUUUACCCUCUUAAUUCAAGGAGCUCCAAUGUUCCCUUUACACUACGCUUUGAAUUGCAUGCAUGUUUUUUUUUUUUGUAUCCUGUUAUCUGUUGUGUCUGUUUGAGAUGAUGUAUCAUAUUAGAGUUUGCAGUUUUGUACUUUUGCACAUUCAAUUAUUCUUUAUCUGUCUUGUAUUACUAUUGACAAGGUGCUUAUUGUAAAAUUAUUGGGAUAUGUUGAAACAAGAUAAGGCUUGGCAUCGCUGCAGAACGAGUUCCCAGCAGUUGCUGUCACCACUCAGGGCAGUGUGUGAUGCAUGUCAAAGCUACAUCAGAAUUCAACCAGCAUGACUUUCUUGGCUUCUGAUAAGAGAAAAAAGGGGGGAAAAAAGCAAGGGCAGAACAUUUCUGACUGUUUGUGCUACCCAAUAAGAAUAUAACCAACGUUUUUAGUUGUAGAUGAUAGUAAAUGCAUAUAGACUUUCAUAAUCAGAUGCUAAAUAUAUCCCUUUAUUCCCAAGAUUUUUUAUUUCUAGUUAAAAAAAAAAAUUAUACCAGGAUAAAGAUAUUAUGUUUGGGAGUUUACUUUUGGUAAGUUUAAUCCCAUAUUUGUCAUCUUCAGACAAAUCAUGUUUUACACCUAUCAACAAUCUCAGGUGACAGAUUGCCAGCAUUUCAGACACAUUAUCUUGCCCAUGUGGUCUAAUGGUAUUUUUUGUAUACAGCUGUUAUACAGGUCCCAGGCCAGCUGUGUCCGAUGUGUUCUAGUACCUCUGGAGCAUUCUAGAACUCUCCAGCUGAAUCCAUUGCCUGCUAAAGGACCUAAAGCACUUUGUAGCACCUCGUUGCCAAUCUAGUUAGGAAGUUUCCAUUGCCAACAUGUCAGGGACUGCGGGUGAGAGUCCUACCUGCAAAUCACUGAGUCAAAUCUACACACCAACACGCUGCUUUGGGGUGAGAGAACGGUCUUUUUUUGUUUUUUUUUCCCAGUCUAGGGGAUUGAUUUUAUCUUUCAUCAGAGCCCCAAAGUGUGUUAAAGAUUGUGGUAACUGAUUGCCUUGAACUGUUGUAGACCAUCAGCAUUCCAUAGCUUUAGUGUAAGUUGUUGAUCCAGGUUAUGCUUUUGUCCUUCGACGCUGGGUGAGCUCUGGCGUCAUCUGAGCCGCCUUUCAGAUGGACAGAUGACGGUUAUUGUACUUCCCGAUAUUAAAACUACAGCAGAGCAGUUGCCCAUCGCCGUCUUUGGUGGCCUUCUGCACCAACAGUGUUGUUUUGUUAAUGUGGCAGUAAGAUAACUCAGGGAUGUCCUGUCCUAGAGUUAGAACUUCAUUUUUUUUUCUGCCUUUU
Molecule: messenger RNA, 2525 nt
Organism: Neoarius graeffei (lesser salmon catfish)
Lineage: Eukaryota; Metazoa; Chordata; Actinopteri; Siluriformes; Ariidae
Gene: jazf1b
Product: JAZF zinc finger 1b
Exons: 6
Coding region: 37-936 (299 amino acids)
Cellular component (GO): nucleus
Source: RefSeq, a predicted model, not a curated record